Zonotrichia leucophrys gambelii is the source of this 1072-nucleotide messenger RNA. RefSeq names its product unc-50 inner nuclear membrane RNA binding protein (gene UNC50). The transcript is spliced from 6 exons. Bases 118 to 897 code for a protein of 259 amino acids. NCBI's taxonomy places the organism in Eukaryota, Metazoa, Chordata, Aves, Passeriformes, Passerellidae. Gene Ontology annotation, cellular component: Golgi membrane. The record is from RefSeq and is a predicted model, not a curated record.
UCCGGGAAGGAUCCCGAGCGCCUGCGCCGCGGACGGUGCCGGAAGGCUGCGGGAGGCGGCCGCGGUGGCGGUGCCGGGCGGGGCGGGGGUCGCGCCGCGGGCCGGGGCAGCAGCAAGAUGCUGCCAACCACGCUGGUUAAUUCUGGGAGCCAGGGCAAUGGUGUGCUGAGCCGCAGAGAUGCUGCGAGGCACACGGCCGGAGCAAAACGCUACAAGUACCUGCGGAGGCUCUUCCACUUCCGACAGAUGGACUUCGAGUUUGCGCUUUGGCAGAUGCUUUACCUGUUCACUUCACCACAGAGGGUUUACAGGAACUUUCACUACAGAAAACAGACAAAGGACCAAUGGGCAAGAGAUGAUCCUGCUUUCCUUGUGCUGCUCAGUAUCUGGCUCUGCGUGUCUACUGUAGGAUUUGGAUUUGUGUUGGACAUGGGGUUUUUUGAAACAAUAAAACUGCUACUUUGGGUUGUAUUCAUAGACUGCGUGGGCGUGGGGCUCCUGAUUGCAACUCUGAUGUGGUUCAUUUCAAAUAAGUACUUAGUGAAGCAGCAGAACAGAGAUUAUGAUGUGGAGUGGGGAUAUGCCUUUGAUGUACAUCUGAAUGCUUUCUACCCUCUUCUAGUCAUUCUGCAUUUUAUCCAGCUGUUCUUCAUCAACUAUGUCAUCAUAUCUGAUUCUGUCAUUGGGUAUUUUGUUGGGAAUACAUUAUGGCUGAUUGCAAUUGGCUAUUACAUCUACGUGACAUUCCUAGGAUACAGUGCAUUGCCCUUUUUGAAGAACACAGCUAUUCUUUUGUAUCCAUUUGCACUUCUCAUCAUGCUCUAUUUGAUCUCAUUAGCAUGUGGAUGGAACUUCACCAAGAUGCUUUGUUCCUUUUAUAAAUACAGAGUGAAAUAAAACCAAGACUUCAUGUAUCUAAUGUUUAUUUUGUUUCUACCUUAGCCAUUUUGACAGUAAAGAAAAAAUUAAGAACAUUUUGUAUGUAAAUGGUUGUAAAUUUCUCUUUAUUGUAGAUAAUUGUGUAAAAAAGUUUGAAGUGUCCUUUUUUUAUUAAAAUAUUUACAACAGUAAA